CGCAUGGAAAUGAUGCAAGCCCGGACUGUCACCUGGAUCUCCGCAGCCCGGCCCGGAAUCCGUCUGGAUUGGAGGGACGGGCGAGAAACUGACACCUCAUGUGUUGUACGGCCCCACGUAGACUCUGCCCACCAAAGUGGGGCUAUAAGAAAGGGGGAAGAGGCAGUUGCUCGGGCCGAGUUCUAUAUCUACUGCUUCUGCUCCUACCUUCAAUAGUCUUUUUUUUUUUUUUUUUUUGUGGUAGUUCAAAAUGUCACAACGCCAGGAGUUCCCAUAUGUGGUCAGUUUGCCCCCGAGCAUCGCUGUGCCCAGGAUACUCCUUCAAUCUGCCAAGGCCUUGGGGAUGGGAAUGCCUGAAUUCUAAACGGCGGAAAAAGGAAACUUCCCCAGCCUCGUGCGGGUGUGAUGCGAGCCAGAGGCCCGGGGGACGCAGUUCCAGCACAGAUCGUCGCCUCUCGCCUUUCUUGAGCUGCAACCGGAGCUGAGAUUCGCUUUUAUUUGUUUCAGUCCGUUCGGCCAUUGCCCUGGAGCGCCCGCACACGCGCACGCAUCUCCGGCCGCGCUCACACACACACACGCACGCAAACGCGUGGCCGCCGCCAGGUCGACAACUUUGUGAGGCGCUCCAAGCGGUACUCCGCUUCCUCCUGUAGUAGUUGGGCGCAGGCCCCGCCUCCCAGCCGUGUUGUCAAACGGGCCGGGGUCUCGGAUUGGUCCAGCCGCCAGGACAACACCUGCUCGACUCCUUCAUUCAAGUGACACCAGAGCUUCCAGGGAUAUUUGAGGCACCAUCCCUGCAUUGCCAGGCACUCGCGGCGCUGCUAACGGCCUGGUCACAUGCUCUCCGGAUAGCUACGGGAGGGCGCUGGGUAACCUCUAUCCGAGCCGCGGCCGCGAGGAGGAGGGAAAAGGCGAGCAAGGAGGAAGAGUGGGAGGAGGAGGGGAAGCGGCGAAGGAGGAGGAAGAGGAGGGGAGCACAAAGAAUCCAGGUCUCCGGGCGGGAGGUUUAUACCAAGAACCAUGUGUGCCGAGCGGCUGGGCCAGUUCGUGACCCUGGCUUUGGUGUUGGCCACCUUCGACCCGGCGCGGGGGACCGACGCUACCAACCCACCCGAGGGUCUCCAAGACAGAGGCUCCCAGCAGAAAGGCCGCCUGUCCCUGCAGAACACAGCGGAAAUCCAGCACUGUUUGGUCAAUGCCGGCGAUGUGGGCUGUGGAGUGUUUGAGUGUUUUGAGAACAACUCUUGUGAGAUCCGGGGCUUACAUGGGAUUUGCAUGACUUUUCUGCACAACGCUGGAAAAUUUGAUGCUCAGGGCAAGUCGUUCAUCAAAGAUGCCCUAAAGUGUAAGGCCCACGCUUUGCGGCACAGAUUUGGCUGCAUAAGCCGGAAAUGCCCCGCCAUCAAGGAAAUGGUGUUCCAGCUGCAGCGGGAAUGCUACCUCAAGCACGACCUGUGCUCUGCCGCCCAGGAAAAUACCCAGGUUAUGGUGGAGAUGAUCCACUUCAAGGACUUACUGCUGCAGGAACCCUACGUGGACCUGGUGAACCUGCUGCUGACCUGCGGGGAAGAGGUGAAGGAAGCCAUCACCCACAGCGUGCAGGCUCAGUGUGAACAGAACUGGGGGAGCCUGUGCUCCAUCUUGAGCUUCUGCACCUCCGCCAUCCAGAGGCCCCCCACUGUACCCCCUGAGCGCCAGGUCCAGGUGGACAGAGCCAAGCUUGCCAGGGCCCACCAUGGGGAAGUGGGUCACCACCUCGCAGAGCCCAGCAGUAGGGAGACCAGCAGAGGGGCCAAGGGUGAGCGAGGCAGCAGGAGCCACCCAAGCGCCCACGCCCGGGGCAGAGCCGGGGGCCACGGGGCCCAGGGAUCUUCUGGAAGCAACGAGUGGGAGGAUGAACAAUCUGAAUAUUCCGAUAUCCGGAGGUGAAAUGAGAGGCCUGGCCAUGAAAUCUUUCUUCCACGCCGUCCAUUUUCUUAAUCUAUGGACAUUCCAAAACAUUUACCAUUAAAGAGGGGGGAUGUCACACGCAGGAUUUUAUGGGGAUUGUGGACUUCAUGAAGGUGUAUGUUAGCGGAAUGAACAGGUGAGAUGGAGACUCCUUUGGGCAGCGAGGUCUCAGUCUCGGUUGUACCUGGUGAAUUCUGCAUUCGCACAUACUCAAGUGGGUGUGUCGUCCUCGUCAUAACUUUGUCUUCUUUCAAGCCUACAGAGUCAGUGGGAGGUGGUCUGCAGUUUACUCUGUUG
Trichechus manatus latirostris (Florida manatee) is the source of this 2247-nucleotide messenger RNA. RefSeq names its product stanniocalcin 2 (gene STC2). The record is from RefSeq and is a predicted model, not a curated record. The transcript is spliced from 4 exons. Gene Ontology annotation, cellular component: extracellular region. Gene Ontology annotation, biological process: intracellular calcium ion homeostasis. Gene Ontology annotation, molecular function: hormone activity. Lineage: Eukaryota; Metazoa; Chordata; Mammalia; Sirenia; Trichechidae. The coding region runs from base 1021 to 1929 and encodes 302 amino acids.